AUGUCUGUCCUGACGAAAAAGCUCGAUGCUCCCAAUGGGAGAACUAUCGAAUUGCCCACCGGCCUUUUCAUCAACAAUGAAUUCUUGCCCGGACACGCUGCCCAAAUCGCAAGCAUCAACCCAACAGACGAGACAGUUAUAUGCACCGUCGAGUCCGCUUCGGCCGCUGAUGUCGAGGUUGCUAUCACGGCUGCACGAGCCGCAUUUAAUCAUGCGUCGUGGCGGGACAUCUCGCCCUCUGUCCGAGGGGCUUUGAUAAGCAAACUCGCCGAUCUUAUCGAGGCGGACAAGGAAACACUUGCCACGCUAGAGGCCUGGGAUAACGGAAAGCCCUACAAGGUUGCUCUGGAAGAGGACAUUGAGGAAGUGCUGGCCGUGCUCCGUUAUUACGCCGGAUGGGCCGACAAGAUUCAUGGCCAGACCAUGACCAACGUCGGAGCCGAGCCGUACAAGUUUGCGUACACGAUCAAGGAGCCCGUUGGAGUCUGUGCUCAGAUUAUACCUUGGAACUAUCCCUUGAGCAUGGCUUCAUGGAAACUCGGCCCGGCUCUCGCUUGUGGCAAUACCGUCGUCCUGAAACCAGCAGAGCAAACACCCCUGUCCAUCCUGUGGCUCGCCAGUCUUGUGCUGAAAGCUGGCUUUCCCCCGGGAGUGGUCAACGUCAUCAAUGGUCUGGGCCCAGUCGCCGGAGCCGCCCUGGCGAGCAGCCUGGACGUGGACAAGAUCGCUUUCACGGGCAGCACAGGAACGGCGAAGCAAAUCAUGAAGCUCGCCAGCUCAAAUCUCAAGGACAUCACACUCGAGACGGGCGGCAAGUCUCCGAUCAUUGUUUUCGAAGACGCCGACCUCGAGCAGGCCAGCAAGUGGGCUAAUGUCGGUCUGAUGAGUAACCAAGGUCAGAUUUGCACAGCCACGUCCAGGAUUCUUGUCCACAAAAAUGUAUACGACAAAUUCCUCGAGCUUCUUCGUACUUGUAUCGGAGAUUGGAACAUUAUUGGCGACCCAUUUGAGGAGAGCACCUUCCAGGGGCCCCAGGUUACCAAGGCUCAAUACGAAAGGGUACUUGGCUUUAUCGAAAGGGCCAAGGAGGAUGGCGCCGACCUAGUUCUUGGAGGUAAAAGACUUGACAAGAAGGGAUUUUUCGUCGAACCAACUCUGUUUUCCGGAGUCACAGAGGACAUGGAGCUCUUCCAAGAGGAGGUCUUUGGACCAGUUGCGGCCAUCACCACCUUUGACGACGAGAGUGAGGCUAUCCGUCUCGCCAACAAUUCCCGGUACGGGCUUGGAGCCGCCGUCUUCACGACGGACAUCCAAAGGGCGCACAGGUGCAUUGCGAGAGUGGCCUCUGGCCAGGUGUGGGUCAACAGCAGCAACGACGGCGACGCGAGGAUACCAUUCGGUGGUGUCAAGCAGAGUGGUAUUGGCAGAGAGCUGGGGGAGAGCGGGCUGGAUGCAUACUGCCAGACAAAGGCUGUCCAUAUUAAUGUGUCCCUCAAGCUUUGA
Molecule: messenger RNA, 1503 nt
Organism: Fusarium keratoplasticum
Lineage: Eukaryota; Fungi; Ascomycota; Sordariomycetes; Hypocreales; Nectriaceae
Product: Aldehyde dehydrogenase
Exons: 2
Coding region: 1-1503 (500 amino acids)
Molecular function (GO): aldehyde dehydrogenase (NAD+) activity
Source: RefSeq, a predicted model, not a curated record